CCGCAGCACUACGGCCGCCUGCCCGGGACCAUCUGGAGCUACACGCAGGUGCGGCGCACUGGCGGCGGCGGCGUGGAGACCGUGCAGGGCCCCGGCGUGUCAUGGGUGCAUCCCGACGGCGUGGGCGUGCAGAUUGACACCAUCACUCCCGAGAUCCGGGCGCUCUACAACGUGCUGGCCAAGGUGAAGCGAGAGCGCGACGAGUACAAGCGGAGAUGGGAGGAGGAGCUUGCCAAGCGCAUGAACCUGCAGACCGUGGUGGACACGCUGCAGGAGGCGGCACAGGAAGCUGAAGCCAUCCAGGAGGAGAUGAACGAGAAGAUCGAGAGGCUCAAGGCCGAGCUGGUGGUGUUUAAGGGGCUUAUGAGUGAUCCCAUGACAGAUCUGGACACAAAGAUCCAAGAAAAGGCCAUGAAGGUGGACAUGGACAUCUGCCGCCGAAUCGAUAUCACGGCCAAGCUGUGCGAUGUCGCACAGCAGCGGAACUCGGAAGACGUGUCCAAGAUCUUCCAGGUGGUCCCCAAGAAGAAAGAGCGUAAGGUGACUUCGGACGAAGACAUUUCCGAGCAGGAUGGGGAGGUGAACCGGUUCUCAGAUGACGAGGUCGGUUCCAUGAACAUCACAGACGAGAUGAAACGCAUGUUUAACCAGCUGCGGGAAACUUUUGACUUUGAUGAUGACUGUGACAGCCUGACAUGGGAAGAGAAUGAAGACACACUGCUGCUGUGGGAGGACUUCACCAACUGCAACCCCACCAUCGACCUGCCGGGCGAGCAAGAGGAAAACUUAGGCAACCUGAUCCAUGAGACGGAAUCCUUCUUCAAGACGAGAGACAAAGAGUAUCAGGAAACGAUAGGCCAGAUCGAGCUGGAGCUGGCCACAGCCAAGAGUGACAUGAACCGACACCUGCACGAGUACAUGGAGAUGUGCAGCAUGAAGCGAGGCCUGGAUGUGCAGAUGGAGACCUGCCGCCGGCUCAUCAAAGGCUCAGCAGACAGGUGCCCGGCCUUGUCCUCCCUGGGGGUUCAGCACUUGGGUUCUGGGGGUUAAUUUGUGGGGCUGUAACUUACAAGUUGGGUCAGUUUCAUCUGCUCAGACCAUGUGUCCGUCCAUCGAUCCAGAUAAUGAAUAUUAGUCA
Molecule: messenger RNA, 1138 nt
Organism: Pteropus alecto (black flying fox)
Lineage: Eukaryota; Metazoa; Chordata; Mammalia; Chiroptera; Pteropodidae
Gene: IFFO2
Product: intermediate filament family orphan 2
Exons: 8
Source: RefSeq, a predicted model, not a curated record